AUGCCACAACGCUUCCUCGGAAAUAGGAUCAGUUCAUACGGCGGUGAGCUAGCUUUCGAUGUACAGCAUUCGUGCUCAGGACAGUUAUCGCAAGAGCCGCUUGUCAUCAUCAAGGGUAACAAGAUUACACUCAUCCAUCGUCCACGUGAUAGUAGUCAAUUGGCAGCACCGGACAGAAGCAAUCGUGUUACUGUUGAUACCUAUGAGACCAAUUUCGAGCAUGAAAAUGGACGUCCAGCAAGUCGAGAAGAUCUCGUAAUGGUCUUGGCCGAUUUGAGCUCAUUAAUGAUUCGAGCCACUCACUGUGAUGAUCAACGAUCAACUAGUUUGGGAGACGUAAGCUGGGAGAUUGCUGUCGAUCGUGACACUCAAGACAGACUCGCACUUGAAGUGGAGCAGUGCUCUUGUCCUCCAGGUUAUACUGGCCUUUCAUGUGAAGAGUGCGCACCCGGUUACGAACGAUCCGGUCAUGGUCCAUACCUUGGCACAUGCGUUCCAGCUCGAGGUGCUCCACAGUGUUCGGCAGCUGGUGCGGUUAGUGUGCAACCAUCAUACGGUGGUGUUUGUCAGUGUAAAGCGUACGCAAUCGGAGCACAAUGUGACCAGUGUCCUCCGAACAGUUUCCACAUGUCAGCUGAGAAUCCACAAGGAUGCAUUCCGUGCUUCUGCUCUGGAGUCACCCAACAGUGCUCACAAUCAGGCUACUCAAGAGCCACAAUUGAAAUCAACUAUAUGCAAGGUUCAGCCGAUCAACUUGAGGUCACCACAAGCGAUAUACAUGCACCAUUCCAGCCACAAUCUCGCCCACAGCUGACUGGUCGCGAAAUCUCCUAUUCAUCGUUCUACGAAACACCCGGACAAACACUCUACUGGAAGAUGCCUGCGCCGUUCCUCGGCAACAAGGUCACCAGUUACGGUGGCACACUCAAAUAUGUGUUCAGAUAUUCUGGUGCUGGAUCACUCAACGGCGAUCCCGAUGUCAUCAUUCGCGGAAACGAUAUCAUGCUCUCAUACAAGAAUCCACAACCGACUCAUGCAGAUCGUGAGAACGUUGUCGAGGUGAAACUAUUCGAAAACCAUUGGACCCGUAUCGAUGGACAGCCGGCAACACGUGAACAUCUUUUGAUGGCGCUCUCAGAUCUGGAUCACAUACUGAUCAAGAUGAAUUAUUUGGAUGAUUGUUCGAUGUCAUCGCUGAUCAGCGUAUCGCUAGAACAUGCUGAACCACAACAGACUGGCAAUCGUAUGGCGUAUGAAGUGGAACAAUGCGUGUGUCCACCUGGCUAUAUGGGAACAUCAUGCGAGGACUGUGCACCAGGCUAUUCAAGAGUCUCGGGAGGCCUCUAUUUGGGUCUUUGUGAACGCUGCGAAUGCCACGGACAUGCCACACAAUGCGAUAAGGAACAUGGCUUCUGUAUUGACUGUCAACACAACACUGAAGGAGAUCAAUGUGAACGAUGCAAACCCGGUUUUUCGGGUGAUGCACGACGUGGUACUCCACACGAUUGUCAACCGGCUGCGACACGACCACCUUGCAAUUGCAACAAUCACUCGCCAAGAGGAUGUGAUUCGUUCGGAAGAUGCUUGAUGUGCGAACAUAGUACUGAAGGAAUUCACUGCGAACAGUGCAAGAAAGGAUAUUACGGUGAUGCUACUCGUGGCACUCCCUAUGAUUGCACACCAUGUCCAUGCCCUGCUGCAUCGGAUUGUUUCUUGGAUCCGUAUGGUCAAGUUCAGUGCCGUAACUGCCCUGCUGGAUUCAGCGGACGACUUUGCGACGAAUGCGCACCGGGAUAUACACGUUCACGAACACACGGCGGACGCGAAUGUGAGCCGAUUGGUCACGUGGGACCAUCAGACGUCGUAUUUGUGCCUACACCAGAAGGUGAUAAUACUAAUAAUCGUAGAAACGUCCGUCGCAAUCGACGUCGCAGAUAUCGCGUUGUGCGACGUCGUUCUUCUCAUCGUCAUUAG
Molecule: messenger RNA, 1974 nt
Organism: Anisakis simplex (herring worm)
Lineage: Eukaryota; Metazoa; Nematoda; Chromadorea; Rhabditida; Anisakidae
Source: the annotation of a GenBank genome assembly